CCCUAAUCGAUCAAGGUGGCCAUGUUGUCGUGUGGCCGCAGAGCUGAACCUUGAUCAAUAAUGGCCCCUGUUUGGCCCUCCUGCCGGCCCAUGGCGACCCCGCGGGGCAUAUAGAGGGAGAGGAGGAGUGAGAGCGAGAGAGAGGAGAGAGAGAGAGACAGUGAGGGACCGUGGAGAGAAAGGAGAGGGAGAGAAAACAGCCCCUUCCUCCGCCUCCAGGUCCUCCUCCUCCUUGAGUGAUUCCGUGCCCCCUUCCGAGGACCGCUGCCCCCCCCUCUCCCCUGCCCCCCCUGCUGCCCCCCGCCCCCCCAGGACCAUAAGCCAGCAUGGGGUCCCUCAACUUGGUGGUGCCGCUGGUGAUGUGGGGGCGCGAGGCUCCCACCCACGACAUCUCCUGUGUGCUGCUGACCAGGGACGUGAAAACAGUGGUCACGGGCUCGCGGGACGGACAGAUAUGUGUGUGGGACUUUGAUCCACCGAACUUGAAGUUAACGCCACGCUGCAUGCUGGUUGGGCACACCUCAUCCGUCACCUGCCUGGCACCCGGCGGCGCGGCCCACGGCACAUCCUUCGUGGUCAGCUGCUCAGAGACUGGGGAGAUGUGCACCUGGGACCUGAGGGAUGGAAGAUGCGUUGAGGUGCUCAGGUCUGCAAACGUACACACCUCAAUGACGGCUUACCAGAUGAUGAAUGUGGAUGAAGUGCGUCUCUUCUGCGUUGGGAACUACCCCGAAAUCCUCGUCUAUGAUCCCUACACCCUCGAUAUCCUCUUCACGCUGGCUGCACGGAUACAGCCAGACUGGAUAUCCGCCCUGCACAUCCUACGCCCGCCCCGGAGGAACGACGAGGUAGUACUGGGGGUCACAACGGCUGGCUGGGUCAAGGUGUGGACGGUGAGCGAGCGAGAUGUGCGGCCGCGGGAGCCCAUCUUCGAACACGAGUCUAAGGUGAUCCACUCUCUCAACGCUCGCUGCCUCGUCUGCUGUACCUACAACCAGCGGACCGUGCUGGUGGUGUCGCAGGGGGACUGGCAGAUCUACGAUGCGGGUGACUUCUCCCAACUGUGCCGGGUGACGGUUGGGGCGGGUGAGCACUGGAUGGGCGGGGACUUCCUAUCCGCGGACCGGAUUAUCGUGUGGACCAACCAGGGUCAUGCGCACAUCUACAAGCUGCCCACCAACUGCAUCGUGGAGAGCCGUGCCUUCCACAACAAGCAGGUGGAAGGGGACAAUCCACUUCUGUACGGCAUCGUGCGGCCAAAGAGCGAGGAGCAGCUGAUCAACGCCCCAGCCUGGCAGUUCAUGACCAUCCCCUUGGAGAGCGGGGCGGAGAAACUACUACUGCGGGGCGACUGUGAGGGGCAGAUAAUGUUGUGGAGGCUAGCGGAUGUGUCGGACCACCAGCUGCGCCAGGUCCAACAGGUCCAGCCCUUCCAGGCCCUGCUCUUCCCCCCCACGCUCCACCACUCCCUCGCCAAGGCCUGGGGCGAGAUGGUGCCCCCCCCUAUUGGCGUUCUGGACCAGCUGGAGGGAGAGAAGAACCCCCCGCGCAUCACCUCCUCCCUGUUCCUGCCUCUGCAAGGGCGCCUGGCGUGUGGGCGAGAGGACGGCUCAAUCAUCCUGGUGCCCGCCACGGAGACCAUCAUGCUCCACCUCCUCCACGGCAAACACCACCACUACCACAACUGGGCCCAACCGAUGGUCCUGCGAGGUCACCAGGGUCGUGUCAACUGUCUGCUGUACCCCCACGGUGAGAGCCCCCACUACGACAUGGCCCACUUGGUGUCUGGGGGCAUGGACUUCUCAAUCACCGUCUGGGACAUCUACACCGGCCAGAUGGUCCAUCGCUUCGUGGUGCAGGCCGGCCAGGUCCUGCAGCUGCUGGUCCCGCCCCCGACCUGCACGGUGAGGGGGGGGGAGAAGGGGGGAGGGGGUGAGAGGAUUGUGGUGGUGGUGGUGUGUGUGUGUUCUGUAAGUCUAAAUGAAAUCGUUGCCCUGCUAAGCCUGAAGGAGCGGAAGCUGGUGCUGCUGGCCUCCAAACACCUCUACCCCGUCACCGCCGUCAAGUGGAGACCGGAACACGAUUUUCUCAUGGUGGCAACGCAGGAUGGGUCCGUCUAUGUGUGGCAGAUGGAGACAGGCCACCUCGACCGGGUGCUGCAAGGGGUGACAGCAGAGGAGGUGCUGGGGGCCUGCGACGAGCACACCCUGGCGGUCAGCGGGGGCGGGGGCGGGGCGGGGUCCGAGUCGGGGCUGGCCAACCCCGCCGUGCACCUCUUCCGGGGCUUGAGGCACCGGAACUUGGCGGCCAUCAGACACGCAGCGCAGCGUGGCAUCCAGCAGGUCUUGGGUGAGCAGAACAACCAGCAGGAUAUCCACGACAGCUCUAAGAUGCGGACCUGCCCCCUUAUGAUCCAGGGACUCAGGACCAACAAGCAGGAUGCAAACUCCCAUGUCCUCUUCUUCGAUAUCGAGGCGCUUAUUGUCCAGCUCCUGAGUGAUGAAUACACCCUGAUGUCACCCGGCACACUGGAAGCCCACGACCUCAUCAUGAGCAGCCAGUACCAGCGGAUGAACAUGCUCACCCACCCAGCGUCACCCGAGGCCGCCAAGAAGAUUGCGGAAUUCUUUGGGAAGGUGAAGGACAAGGCAGGAGAGAUGGAGAAGAAGAUGAAGGAGAAGGACAAACAUGACCUCCUGGCCCGCGCCAAGGACAAGGCAGCAAGCAGUGUGGAGAGGAUGGUGCGGGAGCGUGACCAGCAGGGGCUGCUUUCAAAGGUCAAGGAGAGUGCGGAGAGUGUGCAAAACCUCAUUCAGAACAAGGUGGAGCAGUCUGGCUUCAGGCCCACAUCGCUGUCCUCGUCCAAAGACGGCAGCAGCAGCAGGGUCCAGAUCCCGCGCCACCUCGAUGUGACGGCCCAGACGCUUCAGAUCGGCCAAAUGCUGAUGUCUCUCCUACACUCCUGGGGCCUGGACGCUGCCCUCGACCACACCUGUGAGCACAUCUUGGGACUCCUGAAGCCCCGCGUCCCGGUGUCCUACGGCCUCAUCGCUAAGUCCGGGUACAUGGCACUCUUCAUGCCCACCUGGCACCCGGUGAGGUUGGCGGACAUGCCCCCCAUCAGCGUGCCCCCAGACCUGGCCGCCGAGCUUCCCCCGGAGAUGAUUGAGCUGGAACAUCGCACACAGGUGUUCACGGGGCGAGGCCAUUGGGAGGUGUCGCCAGCCCUCACCACACACCACCUGCUCGCCCUGGUGUCCGUAGCCAACACCCUACAGGACAUGAACGCAGCUACGCUCAUCCCCGAACAGGAGCGCCGGCGGAAGAACCACAUCCAAAACACCAAGAGCAGCGGAACAGGUGGAUCAGGCGGACCGGAGGAUGAGUUCAGCCGCCAGCAAUCCAUCAUCAAGCAGGGUUGGUCCACAUUGACGGCCCUCCACACGGUCCUGCUGCCGGAUUGCGUUACAGCCGCCGGUGGACCCCACUACCAGCCGCCCAUGGUGGAGAUACUCGCGCGGAGGUGGCAGGACCGAUGUCAGGAGGUCCGCGAGGCAGCCCAGGCCCUACUGAAGACCGAACUCAACCGCAUGGGGGUGAGGGGGCGGGAGAAGCUGGUUGAGGAGUGGUCCCCCCACCUCCCCACCCACACCGACCCCCUCCCCACUGGCCCCUCCCCCCACUACAACAGCCACCACCACCACGACAGCCCCCACAUGCAGCGCGCGGAUCACCAUGCAUCCACUGGGGGGUCAUCCUCAUCCGCUGCCUCCUCUAAUAAGGGGGGGAGCAGCGGGACCCCCUCCAGCAACCCCACCACCAACGGCACCCCCAACCAGGGCGGGGGCGGCGGGAAGGCGUGGGGCGGCAGCGAGGCGAGGCGGAGGAUGGAGCCCCACCCUCACCUGGAUGAAGACCACUACGACGAGGAGAUGGACGGCGGGGAGACAUGCCGAGAGGUGGUGGCCCAGAGUGAGGGUCGUCGCAAGCAGGCCACGGCCAUCAUCUUGCUUGGGGUCAUCGGCGCCUACCACGGACAGGACGCAGCGGAAGGGUUUGGCCUCGGCGCCCUAGCCAUGCAGACUAGUAAGGCCUUGGCAUAUCUGGUGCUGGCCCCGCCCGGUCCCAAGCUGCCCGCCCACAACCCACUGCGGAGGGCUGCCAUUGAUCUGAUAGGACGCGGCUUUCCGGUGUGGGAGCCCUACCUGGAUGUGGCCAAGGUGUUGCUUGCUCUACUUGACUUCUGCGCCGACACGGACCGCCUUGCUCCCAGCAUGAAGUACGGUCUUCCGCUUAUCCCCGAAGCGGACAGUUGCCGAACCGCCUCGAACGCACUGACGCUGAUUGCCGAGGCUCGACCGCCAGCGUUCAUCACCACCAUGGCGCGCGAGGUUGCCCGCUUCAACGCCCUGCAGCAGAACGCCCAGUCCCUGCAACUCAAUAUCCACAACACCGUCCUGCACCGCGCCAAGACGGAGAUCCUGCGUGUUAUGGAGUACCUCAUCUUGCACAAGCGAUCCCACAUCAUGGACCUUAUGGUGGAGGUGAUGGACAUCGUGCUCCACUGUGUUGACGCGGGGCACCUCAAGAGCCGGGGUCUGAGCGAGGUGUUCCCAUCCAUCUGUGGCUUCCCCCAGGUGUCCCACUGCCCCAACACCCGACGUAUAGCCACCGGGGCGAAGAGCGGGGCCAUCGCCAUGUACGAACUGCGGGCCUCCAAGUGCCAGGUCAUCCCCGCCCACACCACCUCCGUCACCGCACUGUCCUUCUCGCCGGAUGGGAAGUACCUGGCGUCCUACAGCAUGGGGGAGAACAAGUUGUCCUUCUGGCAAAGCUCAUCCGGGAUCUUCGGCAUCGGGGCGUCCCAGACCAAGUGCACCAAGACCUUCUCCACAGUUCCGGUGCCAGAUAUUGUGCGGAUGAACCCCCAGCGGAUGCCCAAGCUGGUCUGGAUAUCCAACAAGACCGUGGUGCAUAUGAUGGCGGAUGGCACGGAGCACAGGUUCAACGCAUAGGCCCCCGGCGGCGGAUGAGUGGUGGAUGACUUGCGGAUGAACGGAUGAUAUAAAGUGGGUGAGAUUGUGUCGGAAAAAAAUGAUGAGGAGAAUUUUUUUUAGGGUAGGAAUAUGGAUGAGCGGAUGGAGGAAGUUGAUCUGGAUGAGGAAGAUGGUGGAGAUUGAUGAGGUACUGCAGAAGUGGAUGAGGGAGAUAGAAAUGGAUGAAAGUUGGAAAAGGGUAAGACCAGGUAGAGUAAUUCUGAGUUUGAUGUGAAUGUGGAUGAGUGGAUGAACUAGGCGGAUGAGUUUUAAGCUUGAUGACGUGGAAAUAGGUCAAAUUAAGUGGAGGAACUCUUUGAAGGCGGAGGAGGUGAAAUGGAUGAGAUAGGUGGAUGAUGUGGAUGCAAAGGAGUGGAGAUAGAAGUGGAUGAAAAAGUAGAGAUUGGGUUUUUAGAAUGAUGAUUUAGAAGUGGAUGAACAGAAGAUAUUUGAAUUUGAUGGAUGAAAUUAGUACGGAUGAGAGAUGAUACAGAAAUGGGUGAUAUAAGAGGUGAUGAUAUUUGAGUUUUAUGGAUGAAAUUAAUACGGAUGAGAUGAUACAGAACCGGAUGAUUUAAGAGGUGGAUGAGUUGAAUGAUACAGAAGUGGAUGACAAUGUGGAACCGGAUGACAGCAGUGGAGGACUUUGUCACAAUGAUGGAUGCAAAAAAAAAGAGAUAUCAAAAUGGAUGACGGAUGUGGAGGAGGUGGAUGAGAUACUGUGGAAAUGGAUGAGCUGAGAAGUGGAUGAGUUUUCAGUGUGGCAAUGUGGAUAUAUGGAUGAACUAGACGGAUGAUUUUGAGUGUGUGAAGAGAAGUGGUUAUGUGGUGGAUGAAAAAGGUGGAUGAGGUGGAAACAAAGGAAAGGAAGAAGAGGAAGAAAGAAAGAAAGAAAAAGAAAAAUAUGAAAAAAAAGAAAGAAAAUAAUAAUAAUAAUAAUAAUAAUAAUAAUAAUAAUAAUAAUAAUAA
Molecule: messenger RNA, 6005 nt
Organism: Eriocheir sinensis (Chinese mitten crab)
Lineage: Eukaryota; Metazoa; Arthropoda; Malacostraca; Decapoda; Varunidae
Gene: Rbcn-3B
Product: WD repeat-containing protein 7-like
Cellular component (GO): cytoplasm
Molecular function (GO): protein binding
Source: RefSeq, a predicted model, not a curated record